This is a messenger RNA of Coccinella septempunctata (seven-spotted ladybird), 1860 nucleotides long. It is a transcript of the gene CCT5, whose product is annotated as T-complex protein 1 subunit epsilon. The record is from RefSeq and is a predicted model, not a curated record. The transcript is spliced from 8 exons. Gene Ontology annotation, molecular function: ATP hydrolysis activity; ATP-dependent protein folding chaperone; ATP binding. Gene Ontology annotation, biological process: protein folding. The coding region runs from base 130 to 1761 and encodes 543 amino acids. NCBI's taxonomy places the organism in Eukaryota, Metazoa, Arthropoda, Insecta, Coleoptera, Coccinellidae. Gene Ontology annotation, cellular component: chaperonin-containing T-complex.
CUAAUUUUGACACUCGACAGACCAUCCUCCUGAUUUGUCUUGUCUUGGGUGUAAAUAUCAAUGAAAAUUUUAUGAAAUUCUGAAUCUGAAAUCAUCCAAGAAAGUUAAUAUCAUUUUUGAUAUCUAAUCAUGUCGGGCUUUCCAGGUAGUUUAGCCUUCGAUGAAUAUGGUAGACCUUUCAUUAUAUUGAAGGAUCAAGACAAACAAAAAAGACUUUCCGGUUUAGAUGCCUUAAAGUCUCAUAUUUUGGCAGCAAAACAAAUUGCUGCCACUGUUAAAACAUCCUUGGGUCCCAAAGGAUUAGACAAAAUGAUGGUCUCUCCGGAUGGGGAAGUUACUGUAACCAAUGAUGGUGCUACAAUCUUGAAAAUGAUGGACGUUGAACAUGAAAUUGGAAAAUUAUUGGUUCAGCUAUCCCAAUCUCAAGAUGAUGAAAUAGGUGAUGGAACUACAGGGGUUGUAGUUCUUGCUGGAGCACUUUUAGAACAAGCUGGUGCCUUAUUGGAUCGUGGAAUCCACCCUAUCAGAAUUGCAGAUGGUUAUGAGCUAGCUUGUGAUGUAGCUGUCAAACACCUCGAUAAGAUAGCCGAAUUAUUCCCAGUUUCUGCAGAAAACAUUGAGCCUCUGGUUGAGGUAGCUAUGACCACAUUAGGAUCAAAAAUUAUCAAUAAAUGCCAUAGACAGAUGGCAGAAAUUGCUGUUAAAGCUGUGAUGGCAGUAGCAGACUUGAAAACUAGGGAUGUUAAUUUCGAGCUGAUCAAAGUUGAAGGCAAAGUAGGAGGACGAUUAGAAGAUACCAUCUUAGUCAAAGGGGUGGUAAUUGAUAAAACAAUGUCCCAUCCACAGAUGCCCAAAGAACUCAAGGAUGUAAAAUUGGCCAUCCUAACCUGUCCAUUUGAACCCCCAAAACCUAAAACUAAACAUAAGUUGGAUGUAACCAGUGUAGAAGACUACAAAGAAUUAAGACAGUAUGAACAGGACAAGUUUUCAGAGAUGGUAUCCUUGGUUAAAAACGCAGGUGCUACCUUGGCAAUUUGCCAAUGGGGAUUUGACGAUGAAGCUAAUCACUUGCUCCUUCAAAGGGAACUACCGGCCGUCCGUUGGGUAGGAGGUCCGGAAAUUGAGCUUAUAGCUAUUGCUACAGGAGGAAGGAUUGUUCCUCGUUUUGAAGAAUUGAACGAGCAGAAGCUUGGUAAGGCUGGGUUGGUCAGGGAGUUGUGUUUCGGAACAACCAAGGAUAGGAUGUUGGUCAUUGAAGAUUGUUCCAAUUCAAGAGCAGUCACCAUUUUGAUCAGAGCGGGGAAUCAAAUGAUUGUUGAUGAAGCAAAGAGAAGUAUUCAUGAUGCCUUGUGCGUCGUCAGGAGUUUGAUUCAGGAACCAAGGGUAGUUUAUGGAGGAGGUGCAGCUGAAAUAUCUUGCAGUCUUGCAGUAGCUGCACAGGCUGAUCAAUUGGCAUCUCUAGAACAGUAUGCCUUCAGAGGAUUUGCUGAGGCUUUGGAAUCAAUUCCCCUUGCCUUGGCAGAGAACAGUGGUUUGUCUGCUAUCCACGCACUUGGAGAAAUGAAGGCAAAACAAUCUUCCACCAAGGAUCAUGCUCUGGGAAUUGAUUGUAUGCAAACAGGCAAUAGUAACAUGAGGGAGCAACAUGUUAUUGAAUCUCUGAAGUCGAAGAAACAACAGUUGCUUCUAGCAACCCAGUUGGUAAAGAUGAUUUUGAAAAUCGAUGAUGUGAGAAAGCCUCAAGAUUCUCAAGGAUUGUAAGAAGUUCGGUUGACUUUUUUUUGUAUUAACGCUCGAGACUAACUUUUAAAACGUUAUUUAAGAUUGUAUUUAAUCAGUAAUAAAAACGAACUUGUCAAA